Lachancea dasiensis is the source of this 1458-nucleotide messenger RNA. The record is from the annotation of a GenBank genome assembly. NCBI's taxonomy places the organism in Eukaryota, Fungi, Ascomycota, Saccharomycetes, Saccharomycetales, Saccharomycetaceae.
AUGCAUAUUAUAGUUGCUGCUCUGAUACUACAUACAGGGUUCGCCACGGCAAUUCAAACCUUCAUGAAUUAUUCUGGCCCGGAUACAGUCACUAAGGUAGCUGUGAUCGGCGCAGGUGCUGGGGGCUCUUCGGCAGCCUACUACCUUCAAAAAUUUACUUCACAUGGAUAUAACAUUACAAUUUUCGAAGAUAAUGGCUAUAUUGGGGGAAGGAGCACAACAAUCAAGAACUAUGAUCCUAAUUACCCUUUUGACAUCGAACUAGGGGGAAGUGUCUUUGUAGAUGCCAACAAAAUAUUAUUCAAUGCUGCAAAGGAGUUCAAUUUAACAACAAAACGGGACAAUUUAAGGUCGCAAUAUCCAAAACUGUUCCAUGGCACAAUCGGUGUAUGGGAUGGAACUGACUUUGUUUUUACACAGAGUGCAUCCGAUAGUGGUUUAUUCAACAAAGCCAAGCUUUUUUUGAAGUACAAGCUUUCACCUUUAAGGACGUACUUUUUGGUCAAAAACUUCAUCCAAGACUUUUUAAACGGUUUUUACGAUAAGUAUUUUCCGUUCGAACUUGAUUAUGCAGCUGGGCACACACAACUUGGCCCAGUGGCCAAUGUGACUGGCGCAAGCUUCUUGGAAUCUCACCAUGUUUCUAGCCCCUUUGCAAAGGAGAUAAUCGAGGCCGCGACGCGUAUGAAUUAUCGGUCAAAUGUGGAUGAUAUACAUGCUGUUGAAACUCUUGUAAGUCUUGCAGCAGACGAUACAUAUCAGGUUGAAGGCGGAAAUUAUUUGAUCUUCGAGAAUUUCAUUGCCAGAUCCGGGGCCAAUCUAUUGCUCAACUGUGUUGCUCAGAGUAUAUCAAGCAUUGAAACUGGUUGGAACGUUGAAUACUCGCAGGGAGGCAGUGAUACGCAGUCAGAUACUUUCGAUCAAGUAAUUAUUGCCGCACCAUUCCACCUAUCAAACAUCACCUUGAAAGGAGACAAUAUUGAAGGCAUAGACGAAGUUCCAUACAGGACUUUGCAUGCGACGUACGUGUCAACUUCCAGGACGACACCCAUUAACAAUCCAUAUUUUGGAAAUGGCAGUAUUCCAGAAAUGAUAUUAACUAAAUCAAGUUUAGUGGAUGUUCCGUUUUUCAGUAUCAGCAUUGUCUCCUAUGAUCCUCGAAACGACACAAUUAUAUACAAGUUGUUCACUGCAAGCCCCGUGGAUGAGAAGUUUCUGCUUAGAUACUUGUUCGACAAUGAAACUCCGUUUCAAAUUGUGUAUUCAAAGGUCUGGAAGCCAUACCCACAUUUGGUCAGCCGUCAGUCCUUUGGAAACUUCCAAAUUGGUCAAGGGUUGUGGUACUUGAAUAAUUUUGAACCACUGAUAAGUACUAUGGAAACGUCGUGCCUGGCUGGCGCCAGUGUCGCUGGCCUGAUGUCGAUUGGUAGGAACACGACAGCGAUAAAGGUGCCAUGA